This is a messenger RNA of Protopterus annectens (West African lungfish), 10522 nucleotides long. Its product is annotated as tissue alpha-L-fucosidase-like. The transcript is spliced from 8 exons. Gene Ontology annotation, biological process: fucose metabolic process; glycoside catabolic process. Gene Ontology annotation, molecular function: alpha-L-fucosidase activity. The coding region runs from base 379 to 1770 and encodes 463 amino acids. Lineage: Eukaryota; Metazoa; Chordata; Ceratodontiformes; Protopteridae. The record is from RefSeq and is a predicted model, not a curated record. Gene Ontology annotation, cellular component: lysosome.
GAAAUAGUGGUUUGCAGUUCCUACACAUGAUCUGUCAAAAGACCAACACGGAAGUAAAGUAGCUUAGCUGUUUUUUCUGCUGUCGCUCUUAUCAUGUGAGUUUCAGGUGGGGCAGGACUUGGUAGGUACUGGAACUUCCAGUCUGGAAGAACUGCAAGGGACUUUCCAUCGGAGAAAGUAUUGCAGUUAUUACAGAGGAGACGUUGCUGCUCAAUUUAAGUGAUCAUUUCCCCUCAGCUGUUACUGUAUUCACUGUCAGUUUCCUCCAAAGCGUUGUUUCAGACAAAAUACCUCAAGACAGUGACCCGAACUUUUGUAGCGCAGCAUUGCAUCUUUUUAAUUCUUUUUUAAGAUAUUUUCUUCUCCAGGAGACGGAUCAUGAAGAUAGCCACUUCACCGGGAGCACUGUCUGUCCUCUUAAGCCUGACGGGUGGUCUUUUUGAUGUAGCCCGAACUCAUAAGAGUCACCCCAGUAAUGGAUAUACACCCGAUUGGAAGUCGUUGGACGCUAGACCCUUACCUGCCUGGUUCGAUGAAGCCAAGUUUGGUAUCUUUAUUCACUGGGGUGUGUUCUCAGUACCUAGUUUCGAAAAUGAGUGGUUUUGGUAUAACUGGCAUGAAAAGCAUAACUCUACAGUGAACUUCAUGAAAAAAAAUUACCCUCCAGGUUUUACUUACGCUGAUUUUGGACCCAUGUUUACAGCAGAGUUCUUUGAUCCACACCACUGGGCAAAUGUCUUCCAGCUUUCAGGAGCCAAGUAUGUUGUUUUCACAAGUAAACAUCAUGAAGGAUUUACCAACUGGGGCUCAAAAUACUCUUGGAAUUGGAAUUCUGUCGAAGUAGGUCCUCAUCAGGAUAUUGUAGCAGAACUUGCAGAUGCAGUGAGAAGCAAGAAGUUGCACUUUGGUCUAUAUCAUUCUUUACUUGAGUGGUACCAUCCCCUGUAUUUGAAGGAUAAAGAAAAUGGAUUUAAAACUCAGUACUUUGUUUUCUCCAAAACUAUGCCUGAGUUAUAUGAACUGGUUAUAAAGUAUAAGCCCGAAGUGAUUUGGUCAGAUGGUGAUUGGGAGGUAGAGGACACAUACUGGAAUGCAACUGAUUUCCUAGCCUGGCUUUACAACUCCAGCCCUGUCAAGGAUAUAGUGGUAGUGAAUGAUCGCUGGGGAAGUAACAUUCGAUGCAAACAUGGUGGAUUCUUCAACUGUGAUGACAAGUUCAGCCCAGGCACACUUCAGUUUCACAAGUGGGAGAUGUGCACUUCCAUUGACACGCAUUCUUGGGGAUACAGAAGAACAAUUAAAGCAGCAGAACUUCAAAGUGUAAAAACUAUUAUAAAUGAACUUGUAAAGACUGUAAGCUGUGGAGGAAAUUAUCUUCUAAACAUUGGACCAACAAAAGAGGGUACAAUUAUUCCUGCCUUUGAGAAGACAUUAUUAGAUAUUGGAACAUGGCUUGAUGUCAAUGGAGAGGCCAUAUAUGCAACAAAGCCAUGGAGAGCUCAGAAUGAUACUGUCACUCCUAAUGUAUGGUAUACAUCCAAAAAUAAUACAGUAUAUGCUAUUUUCCUGAAGUGGCCAAUGAAUAGUUCUUUGGAACUUGGAGCUCCAAUUACAUCACUGAAAACAGAGAUGUCCUUGUUAGGCUUUGAAGGAAGCAUCACCUGGAAACCUGUUGACCCUCAAGGACUAAUAAUCAGUCUUCCAUUGCUGACAGUGAACCUCCUGCCGUCCACUGAAGCCUGGGUCCUAAAAUUCACUGGAGUGCAAUAAAUAUAUCAUGCUGUUGUUUAAGAAUGAUUAUUUUACAUUCAUGUGAUUGUAUCCUAGAAAAUCCUAAAGCUCAAUUGCAUUUUUAUUUGGACACCAGUAGCCUACAAUAAUUACUUUCUAAUGUGUGCUAUCUCUUGUUUAUUAACUAAAAAGUUUAAAUGGGGAAAGGUUGAUUUUUAAAUUCAUAUGGAAUGGUAAGAAAAUUCUGUUUAUUUUAAUCCAGUUUUACUUCUGGCAUGCUGCUUCUAGCAUGUUUACUUCCACACCAGUUUCAUUUGAAUUUGUCCUUUGAGUCUUAAUUUAUUCCCGUAAGUAAAAUCAGUCAAAGUUUUCACAGGGGUGGAAGUUAAAUCCAUGUAAUUGUUGUGUUUCUCUUAACUGUUUAAUCUGUUUAAUGUAAGUGCUAUGCUGUAUCUAUCCAUACUAAUUCUGUAAUUUAGUAGCUACGUUUGUAGCAUAUGAUUUUUCCAGUAAGUGCCUUCAUUAUUGCUGACUUGUAAAUAUUAAAUAUUUAAAGUUAGUUGGAUUGUACUGAUGAGCAAGUGAAAACACUUUUAUAAAGGAUGACAUAUGAUUGCAUUCAAAGUUGGUAGUUCUGCAUAGUAUCUUAAAGUUUACUCAGAAGUUGCCAAAAUAACAAAUGAUCAUUAAGUAUAUUUGCUACAAGAAUUACACAUAUGAAAAAUGUAUAGGCUAAAGGUGGAUAUCUGUUCCCCAGCCUGAUCUUUAAAGGAAUCAGACUUCCUUAUGGAUGCCUGGGAAAGCAGAAAUACAUCCUGAAUAAGGACUGUUAAUAAGGGCUUGGGUAUGAACCUGCUCGGCUCUUUUAAUUUGUGCCAGGAGUAUGCGGCUUAUCUGCUAGGGCUCACUCUUGAUGGUGUUAAGUGCAAACCUUCCAUUAUGUCCUUAUUUUAUUAGAGAUUAAUGUUUUAUAGGUGUGGUGCUUUUACUAAUGAUGUCCCAAGAGAAAAUCACUAAUUGCCAUUGUGGGUGGUUCCAGUAUGAAACCUUCAGUUAAAAGAUGCUAAGAAACUAAAAGGGCAAACACACUUACCCAAAAUAUCAAAAGAAUUAAAUCUCCAACUGUAAGUGUUUUUUGCAGUGGAGCAAGCCUCACUGCACUUCCCAUAUAGUGGGCAUGAGCCCCACACCAUCUGAAGUCAUUUAGUUGAGAAACAAAACCUUUGGAGGGUAACAACAUAAAAACAACACAUUUGGAGACUUCUGGUCAUCAUGCAAAGAAAUGAAAAGUAAUACAGCAAACAUUAGGAGCACAUGUAAGAGCAUGCACUGAGAGCCCAGGUGUGUUUAGAGAUUCAUCUUCCUCUAGCAGCUGGUGUUGGGAUGUGUGCUUCCUCUCCACAGGCUAAUGUCUACUCUCAUUCCUCAUUUCUCCCUUUUGGCUCGCUACCUUAACAAGGUUUUAGGAUAGGUUGAAAUAAAGUUAUAGGCUUCUGCAACACUGAAUAUGAUGGUUAGUAGGGCACCUAAUGGUUGAUUUUUCAACAGUGGAAAAAGCCCCCCCCCCCCCAAAAAAAGCUCCUAAGUUUGUGUCACAAGAUGUUACUGAGCUUCCUUUGCUUUGUUGUGGAGACUCCCUUAUUUUUUUCUGGUGGUGUUAUUGGGCAUUUUGGAGACUAGACAUCUGUGAUGCAGAUAAAAUGGGUGCUUGAUACCUGAAUACUUGACCCUAUUGUGUCCAAGAAUUGGAGAUUAGUCAUCUGGUUACCUCCUUCUGCUUCUUUUACAGGAACUAAUUUAACAAAGAUUUGCCCAGGAGUAUUUUGCUAUUUUGCAAAUGGUGGCUAACAUUUCAGCAACCACUUAAAAGCCUUCCGCACCAAGGACUUCUGCUUUUAAAAAGAGAAAAAAAAAUAUUUCCAUCCACUUGUUCCCUUCAUCCAGUUCUGAGGAAGAUGAAGAGUCCCCAUCUUAUUCUUGUAGAAUGGUAUCUCCCAUUAGCUUAGAUGCUGACUGUUAUGGAGGAGAAGUCCCUUUAUUCUACCCUUCCCAGGAGGAUGUCUUCUUCAGAGGAACUUUAAAUUUAAUAAAGCCUUUCUGUCUUUGUGCAGAAAUGCAAUGUGCUUUUCUACUGAAGCUUGGGGUAGCAUAUCUUCCAUUACUUCCUGUAUGUUUCUUCAUUCUGAGAUGCUGAUUCUGUGUCAUGUUUGCUAAAGAAACCAGAUAGCUUUUUCAGGCUGAGGAGCACUACAAAUAUCUGAAUGAAAAUGCUUUGGCCGACUCUGCUUUUAUUGACCUCCAUGUCCUUGAUGGGUCAGAAGAAAUACAACUGCUCACAGUUCUCUGCAAGUGAUAGAAAAAGUAGAGUCCUUAAUAGAUUUGGUGACUGGGUUUGUACAUCUACUUUGGCAUUACAACUGUAAACAAUCAACCUUAUGAUAGUACAUGAGGGAAAAAUCCUGAAACAUUUUAGUGACCUGACUAAAGGCACUGAUGGCCUUUGUGUCAGGGAAACUUUUUAGAUUGAUGCAAACAAAUAAUAGGUUUGGUACAUACAUUAUAAAAUGUGUGUCUGACACUGCAUUUAUUAGUUUUAGACCUACUACUUUUGGUAUUGUCUUAAGACAAUCUGCUUAACUCAGAACACAACUUUUCCCUGUUGAUGUGAGGGCCAACUUUUGAAUUUAUCACAGGGCCAUAGCCUGUUGUUUAGGGCAUCUUCUCAAAGAAAGAAAAAGAAAAAAAGUUACAGUAGAAGGCUUAAUGUUGUGUAGAAUAUGAAAUAGAUGUUUCAGCCUCCCAUCCCAAAUCUGUUCAGAAAGUGUUCCCAAAAGCACAAACCAGAGCUUAGCUAUGCAAGUCGAAGAGAAUGCCAGAAAAGAAGCCUGAAUCCAAACCACAGCAGCAAGAAAAGGGCCCAGCUAAUGAGACAGGUGUUUUGGAAGCAGCCACUGGCAGUCCUUCACAUCAUGUUUUCCAGUCCCACCACCCCCUUGGAGGAGGAAGAGAUACAAUUUUACAAGUCACAGUUUUAGACCCCAGGUCACAUAAGUAGUUUGAGUUAGUGUAGUACACGCCACAGAAUUUUCUGCUGCUCUAGGAACCCAGGAACCACCACCUGUACUCCAGGAGGUCAGAUUCAAUUAACUGUCUCUUUGAUAAAACUACUGGAGAGUCGCUCAGUACAAAACCAGCACAUUUGGGAGAAGAAGUGUGGGUCUUUAUUCAAGAUUCUUCUUGUACCAAAAAAGAAUGGCCAUUGAAGACCCACAAUUUAACCAUUUCUGCAAAAACAAAAUGCACUGGGCAUGCAGCAUAAAGAGGGGAAAGCCCCAGAAUACACAGAUAACCCACAUUUGACUAACAGCACAGGCUCUUAGGAAACAAAGUGGGGGAGGAUUAGCGUGAGCAGCUAUUGCCAGCUUGCCCAUCAUAGGGAGAGGGAGGUAGAUCAGUUCACUGCAUUGAGAAAAUUGUGUGAGUGCAUUUGCAUUAUCUGUAGCAAGGAACUCUGUGUUCCAGUGCUGCAUAGCAGUGGGCUGCUUGGGCAGGAGCUAAGGGUGGAGAAGACAAAGCAAGUCCACAGGAUCAACAGACUAACUUACCCCCCAGCACCGAACUCACCACCACAACCAGGAAACAAAGGAGUCUUAGGGCUCUUGGCCUGAUGGGAGAAAGAAUGGGUCAUUUGGAUGCAGAAAGGUGGAGUCUUUGGAUAGAUUAAGAGGACCCAUUAAAUAGUGCAAAAUGUUGAUACUGCAAGGACUACUUUAUCUUUUGAUACAACAUAGCUUGAUUUAACCAUGGCCUUUUCACAAUGCUCGUAUUAAUAUCUUUAUCCACAAAGCUUAAAGUGAAAAAUGACAUUUUUGUGAGGUAACUUCCUUUGCCAGUUCACAUUCUACUGCACACAUGGUGUUUGCCAAAUGUCUUUACUGUACUGUCUGCACACCCCUGGCUAAUUUGACUUCAAAUCUGUAUUAUUUCAAUGACUGCAUGAGUCAAGGCAGUCUUCAUCAAUGUCUCCACUUUUGCACCAGAUAAAACUACAACUACAACCCUGGUGAUCCAAGAUUAGUUUAGUGGUUCAGGUGCCUGUUGAAGCUGGCUUGGGUGAGGAGAGGAAUGAUGCAUCUUUGCCAGCUCCUGUUUCCUCUGGAUGAGGGGGUGUAGGAGCACAUGCUCAGGAUACACAUUCCUGUAAUUGAAUCCCCAAUAGAGACCCCAUGGGAGUGCUAGCAUGAAGAUGGAGAGCACGGCUGUCCUGAGGUGCAAGUGACAUGCCUUCAGUAAUGCCAGUUGCAUGCCAAACCCUAGUCAUUGUUAAUGAGCAUGCACAGUGGAGUUAAGGCCAUAAAAGCAAGUUGUCACAGAGGAUUAAAACUGUGAGCAGUAGUUCCUGUAGUACAGGGUUUGAUUUCUUCAGCCUUUAUUUGCGAGCAAGUCAUUUAACCAAACAGUUCAUGUGGGCUUCUGGGAAUUUGGACUAGACUUCUCAAUGUUCCCCUGCAAUGCAGGCCUCAGUACAGCUGUCAUUGCCCUCAAUGUCAUUACCUGUUUUCUUUAUCAAAGGAAGAUCAGGUCUAGUUCCAUUCCAGAUGUAAAUGUACAAGGGUGUAACCCUGGUUAACAAGAACUCAGAACAUGGUGCUGCUGCUGAAGAUGUUUUUUUCUUUACAUGUUGGCACAUAAUAUGUUAAUUUCAAGCUCAUUACUCGAAGUUGUGGGCUACUUGUCCUUUCCUAAUGUUAUGGUUCCAAAUACAAGACUAUUUUUGAAAAGGGUUAAUGGGUUCCUCAGACAUCUGUAAAGUCAGGAUAGAUAGUCUUUAGAAUGCUUCCUUACCCCAGAGACAGACUUACAAGUGAAUUCUAGUGGUGGUGCAAGGAGAUUGCCCCAAACAAAGGACAGCUAUUUUUUCUUCCUCUGAGUGAAAUCCCAAAACUGACUAGAUACUUAGUUGGGUGUUGCAGCUGAAGUGUAUUUUCAGGCCUGGAAUGAUCUGUGGUCCCUAUACUAGAGAAGGAACAACAUGCUGGAUAUAAAGAGAUGGUUAUUCAGUUGGCUCUUACAGCAUUCAAGACAGCCUUAAAAACAGAGGUCUUUCUGAUAGCAGUGGGUAAUAAAGUUAUGUAGUUUGUCAGCAAGGAGAGUGGUACCAGCACUUGUCCUUUUUGAGGAUUGGAAUGAUAAUCUGUAGGCAGACAAUUCAGGUUGACUUUUUUCACACCAUGGACAUCCAGAGUUAGCUAAGCAUUCUGUCAGCUGUUCUAAGCAGGUACAGGUCAUUCUUCUGUUAGCUGAAACUGCAGAGAUGGACAUUUCUCGUAGUAAAACAAAGGUGAGAACAUCCAGUAAAGCCCCUCUGCUGAAAAACUGUCAUUCUCUGUUCUGACAGACACCGGCACAGCAAAGCAUGGCUGACAAAUAGCUUUUAAACAGUUGGAGAGGAAGCAUGUUGUAUGAUUUCCAUCCAGCUUAUUUCAAUGUGAAAUUGUUGCUGAAGAUAAGAGGAGUCUCUUAAAGCUCCUUAUUGGUCAGGGCAGCUAUGGUUCACUCUUCUAGUUGAGAUUCUGUUGCUCAGCCAUUAAUCCUGCUUCUUCACAAGCUUUCAACCUGGCAAAAGCUCAGAGUCCUGCACCAGAACUUCAUAUUUGUUAAACUUGUGUGCAUGGAAGAUGUCAGGAUAAAAUAUAACACCCAUCUUUUUUCUCUUCUCUUCUGUUAUCUUUUCUGAAAGAUUCCAAAAGACUUUUCAGUAAAAAUCAUAUGUUUUUAAAAGGACCAUAUUUUCUAUUAGGCAUCAAAGUCAAGAUGCAGAUCAAGUCUACCAUGUUCAUUCCCUAAGAUCUUGUAGUAUCUUACAUCAUUGUUAAUACUGUAUGGCCUCUUAAGGCCUCCAAGACACCCUUUCUCUUCUGCCACCAGUUUGAAAUUUGUGGUACAAAACUAUCUUUCCAUCCUUACAGUUGGAUUACAUUUCCUGUUAGUAGUUACCUUAGGUGGAAAUAUUUCUUUAAUAUCUACCUAUGUGUUGGCUCUGCGCACUUUCAUUAAAAAGAUUUUUACAUCACAAUGAACUUCAUUGCAGUGAUUGUAAUGUGCAAACUGGUAUUAACACUUUUCACUGUGUUUUCUCCUUUUCUUAACUGUGGUGUAAUUGUGGAGUUGAUAUUUAUAAUUUCAGGGGGGGUAUGGGGGGGGCUUGUCCCUUGCAAAAAAAAAAUGGUCUACUUCUAUAGGUUUUUCAACUCACCAUUUUCAGAAUUAAAAUUUCAGUAAACGGCAAGUCAAAAAUAGAAUCAACAGCUCAUAGAGUAAACCUUUCUGAAAUACAAACCAUGAUUUAAAAAAAAAUCCUACUCAGUUUUAUGUUUUUUGUUUUUUUUUAAUGAAGGACAUAGUGUUUCUAAGAACUAGUCUCUUCUCCUACCACUCCUGGUUUCCUAAACAGAACACACAUAAAGUGGGCGUGAAAAGACAGCUUAAACGCAAUACUGACAACAGUAAACAUCUUAUGUAGUCUGACCGCUGUUCUUUUAUGGCUGGAAAACAAGAUUGUCCAGGCACUAAACAAGUCAUUUCAAAAUGAUGGGCUGGUUCUGUUUUAUUUUUUGGCCAAUACAGAAAGUUUGUGACUGAGGAUGUUAUAAUUUAUUCCAUAAGGUCAGCAGAAAACACUGUUGCCUUCUUUAAAAUCUGACGGGUGUAAUUCAAGAACACAGCUACUUCCACAUCCAUUUAUACAUUCCGUGAGUAUUGCAAAUUGUAUACCGGUCGAGAAGUAGGGGUGUGCUUAUUUCAGGUGUCCUGCUGUCUUUCUGGGUAUGUGAUAGACCAUGCACCCAUUUGUGAGAGCUUGAGUGUGUAGUGUGUGACACUCUCUCGUGUAUUUGUAUGAGUCCGUUAACACUGACCCUUGUAAUAAAUAUGGUAUAGUUAUGUAAAUGUAAUUAUUGUAACAGCAGAAGUUUGAACACUGAUAUCAUUGCAGGGCGACAGUCUCCCGCCAUCCUGCUGCACCUGUAAAUUGUAGUUCAGAUGAUCUUUUUAUCUAGUAACAACUGGAUGUUAUACUGAAAGUUUAACUCACAAUAUUGGAUUGUUCAGUAUUGCCAUUAUUAAUUUUCUUGCAUUUAGGCCUGAUUUUGGCUUAAGUAACCUUCUCAAAAGCAUUUAUUUGUGUAAUAUCUCUGGUCUCUUACUCUCCCUCUCUGCGAUGUCAAACAAGAGCAGAGUAAGGCACAUUGUGCAGUUGUAUAUAUUGCCAGCCUUUUAAUGAUUGUAUCUCAAACUGUGUUCCUGCAUACGCAUAAGGAUUUUUAACUGCUGAGCAGAUCUGACUGGGGCAAUGAUGUCUACUUUUAGCUAACAUACCACACAUUUAUGUAAUUCUCAUAGCAAUAGCCUCUUUAAUUAAAUAUCUACUGUUUUGAAUGGGGAUGGUCACAUAGCUGUAUUAUCGCCAUAGCAUAAGACAGAAUAAGUUAAACUGCAAGCUUAUGAAAUGUUUUGAGUAAAGAGACAUGCAGCAGGCAGUGGAUAACAGAUAGCUUUACAACAAAGAGCAGUAAAGCCAUGACUGUGACCUAGGCAUCCCAGGUUUGGAGGAGCCAUUGAAUGGAGUUGGAAAUGAGUGGCCACUGUGAGCUCACCCAUUUUAGGGGAUGGAAGUAGAUUGUCAUGUUGCUGUAUUGACCCUUCAGUGGAGGCUGGGGCUUGCUGCAGCAGUGUGAGGUGACAUGUUUUGCCCUUGCUCUAUACCAAACAGUUAACACUGCAGCUGGAAGUUGGAACAUGUACAAAACUGAACGUAUUACACGUCCAGUUUACACAUUCCCACUUCAGUGUUGUUUAUGCUACACCUGCAAGGGGAGAUGUUAGAAUGGCUGAAUAAAAUAAAAAAAUUGUCAUGAUGUAGCACAGCAGCUAAUUAUUUCCCUGGCCUCAUAACAGUUGGGGUCUGUCUUUAACUCAUGAUUGGGAAGAGUGAAACCAGACCCUCAGACCUCUGAAAUGAGGGUUUUCCUGUUGUGAGGUGGCAAGGGAAAAGACCAGAUUCCCUUUGUUACUGUCUAAAUAAGAUUUCCUACCAUAGCAUUAACUCAAGACCUAUGUGAGCUGGCUGAUGGUUGGCAUGUAGGGGGGGGGGAUCAGUAAAAAUUUUAAUAACAGAAUGGAUAAUACUACAUAAAAUUAAAUGAUUUUGCAGCAGCAGGUGUGGUUGUAUUAUAUUUGAAGCUAUCUGCUGUUACUAAGAUUCUGCAGCAAAUUCUCUGAGUAGGAGCAGUAAAGCAAAAUAUGCUUUAUCUGUCUUGUACGAAAGUCAUGUAAACCACUGUCUCCAUUUAGAAUAGCAGAACCAAGCUAUGUGAAAUAUAAAAGGUUAUAGUCUGUGCAGGAAUUUCUUGAAAUGAAGCAAGAUAUGAGAAGGUUGCUUUAUUUAAUUUUGGGUGGGGAUUUUCUUAAAAGUUCAAUAAAGCGAUAUGUUGAGCAAGGAGAAAAUGACUUGUUAUGAUGUACUGUUUGCAUUUUCUUUUAGUGUUGGUUGUUGUCAGUCUAAUCCGAAAAGACUAUGUUAAUUUAAUACAACUUUGAUUAUAGCAUACCAUCUUUGGUUGGACUGCUUCAGAUGUUUGCCCAUGUUUUUUUAAAGAUUUUUUGUAUAAGAAUGAAAAUGAUGUACUUUGAUCAAACUUGGUGGCAGAAUCACUUUGUAUUUUGGUUUAAUUUGCAGAUUCAGUAUUGUGUAGUGCUAAUUAUUAUUAAAUAUUCUGUGUAAUAAUAAGUA